Dendroctonus ponderosae (mountain pine beetle) is the source of this 1212-nucleotide messenger RNA. Its product is annotated as beta-1,3-glucan-binding protein. Bases 61 to 1188 code for a protein of 375 amino acids. The record is from RefSeq and is a predicted model, not a curated record. The transcript has a single exon. Gene Ontology annotation, biological process: carbohydrate metabolic process. Gene Ontology annotation, molecular function: hydrolase activity, hydrolyzing O-glycosyl compounds. NCBI's taxonomy places the organism in Eukaryota, Metazoa, Arthropoda, Insecta, Coleoptera, Curculionidae.
GUAGACACAAUUCAAGCCUCGUCCAGUGUUAAGGUGGAUUUUCCACAUACAAGACCGAAUAUGAAAGCUCCGAUUUGCCAUUUGGCCCUUCUAGUGGUAUAUUUAGUUCAAUCAGCAAAAGCUGCUUGCGAUGUAGCGAGUGUAACGACUGCAAGUGGAACCGCGUAUAAUCCACCCUCAAUGUUGUGUCCGGGAGAUUUAAUUUUCGAGGAUAAUUUUGAUACUUUUGAUGAAAGCAAAUGGAUGCAUGAAGUUACAAUGGCUGGCGGUGGAAACGGGGAGUUUGAAUAUUACCGCAACAGUCGAACGAACAGUUUUGCACAAGAUGGUAAUUUGCAUAUUAAACCAACUUAUCUGUCGGAAGACUACAGCGAAGACUUCUUGUACUCUGGAACACUGGAUAUUACUGCCGAGUGCACCAAUUCAGAUAAUAAUGGCUGUUUGCGUACGGGAACUUCGACUAACAUUCUAAACCCCAUUGAAAGUGCAAGAAUUCGGACCCUGGGAACAUUCUCCUUUAAGUAUGGAACAGUGAUAGCCAGAGCCAAACUACCAGGAGGAGAUUGGCUUUGGCCCGCCAUUUGGCUAUUGCCGACUGAUUGGAAGUAUGGAAGCUGGCCAGUAUCUGGGGAAAUAGAUUUGGUGGAAAGUCGUGGAAACAGAGAACUAACAGAUGGUUCAGGAUUCAAUUUUGGCACUCAACUGGCUUUUAGUACUCUUCAUUGGGGACCCUCACCUUCUGAGAACCAAUACGCCAGAACACACUGGGAAAGAAGCAACGGCGCUGGAUACAACAACGACUUCCAUACCUACAAAGUUGUUUGGAACCCGGAAGGUUUCCUCUUCUACAUUGAUGAUGAGUUGUUGGGUACCCUGAAUCCUCCAGCUGGAGGCUUUUGGGAGUUGGGAGAAUUCCAAAAUAGUGGCGAAACGAAUCCCUGGUCAUCUGGAUCAAAGAUGGCUCCCUUUGACGAACAGUUCCACUUGAUAAUUAAUUUGGCUAUUGGAGCAACCAACGGUUAUUUCCCUGAUGGCACCAAUAAUGCCGGAGGCAAACCAUGGAGCAACGAUUCACCCACUCCAAUGACUGAUUUUUGGAAGGGAAAAACUCAAUGGGAACCCACAUGGAAUCGGGAUACUGACGAGUCCCAUUUAAUUGUUGAUUAUAUUCAAGUGUUUGCGGCUUAAUGGAAAUAUAGAUGGUUUUGAUGA